AGAAACUUCAGCGCAGAAGAACUAGGUAACCAAAGAGGUUGAAAAAAGAAAAGAAAGACCUUGUGUGCAGAUGGAGAUAAGGUCUGUGCAGUGCCAGGCGCCCAAGCAAUGGUCUUCAGGUCCCGAAUUUGGGAUGUCAAUCAAAAAUCCCUUUACCUACAGAAUGAUGAGCUGGUAGCUGGAUACUUACAAGGUCCCAAUUCUGCCCUGGAAGAGAAGAUUUACUGGAUUCCUAACCGUAACUUUAACCGUGAGAGGUUCCCCAUCAUCCUGAGCAUUCAGGACGGGAGUCAGUGCCUGGCCAGCUCCUUCAGUACCCAGCCUGUGCUCCAGCUUGAGAGCGUCAGCAUCUCAGACCUAUACAAAGACAACAAGGAGGAUUCUACCCGCUUUACUUUCUUCCGGACUUACAAGAACGGGAUGUGGCGCUUUGAGUCUGCUGCUUACCCAGGCUGGUUCCUUUGCACUUCCUCCAGAUCCAAUGAGCCUGUUGGCCUUGUUCAGAACCCAGGAUCAUCUCAUAUCAUUGACUUUUACUUUCAGUCAUGCUGAGUCUGAGAGCUCUCCGAUAAAGAUCUCGAAUGUAUGGGCAUCCCUGCACCCAGGGCUCCCCACCAGCAGCCAGUAUCUCUGCCAUCCCCACCUUCUCCCUGGAAGUUUCAGUUCUUGGCUGGGUCAGCUCUAGGGGUGGCUGAGAAUGGAGGAACAUCAGAAAUCCCUCCCAGCCAAACAGGUGUAUUUUCCAUGCAGAUUGCAAGAGCCUUGCUGGAUCCAACAUUUGGUUUCUAAGGAUGGCCAGUCAGAAGCUCCAGGAAGCUCACAACCAAGCCGUGUGGUGGCAGCCCUCCCCUAUUACUGGUCCUCAGCUCCUGGCCUUUGAAGUAGAAUGCCUUGGAACAAGGAGGCCGCUAGCCGUUGGUAGCCUUUAAACAUUGAUGGAUUUACAGAUUUGUAUUUGAUUAUAUUGUUCUUUUUAUUUCGAAAAUAUCAACAAAAAUAUCUGAAAUAACUUUUUCUACAAAUCUGGGGGUUAUGGGUACAAUUGUUGCAAAAUCAUUCUCAUUUGUUGAUUGUUUUGGUUUUAACCACCGCAGCAUGAGCCAACAGUGGGCCCACGAAAAAAAGGUACCUACCUGAUCCCAAACCCCAUUAUUUAAAGCCAAAAUCUGUUGCUCCUCUUCCUUGCAUGUCUGAAGUGAAGUGGGACCCAAGCCAGAAAACAACCAAGCAGGAGCCAUUUGGACCAUGAUACAAACUCCUGGUGCCCAUUCCUCCUCAAAGCUGGUGUUCUUUUCUCUUGGUUCACCCAUCAGCUGUAAUGUGCCCUCUAAGAACUGUCAGGAGUCUAAGACUGAGUCACUGAAGGAAAAGAUGGUGCAACCAAAGCUUCUCUGGAGUUGACCCAGAGCUAAAAUUCAGGUUACUUUUUAAAAAAAUCAAAUUUGCUUGAAAAAGGCUAAAUUUUUCAUGGCCACAUAAUGUAAUGUUUACAGUAUCAGACUAGAAUGUGCAGGACCUCGGUUCAAAUCCCCAAACUGCCAUGAAGCACAUUGGGUGACCUUGGAACAGUUACACUUUGUUCUCUUAACCUACCUCACAGGGUUGUUGUGUGGCUAAAAUCGGGGAGGGAGAGCCAUUUAUAUCAUCCUGAGCUUGAUGGGAGGGUAAGAUAAAAAGGCAUUGAUACUUCCACAGUCUUAACUCUGAGAGGAGAGAUGUAGGGCAGACUAUUUUUAGGGUCUCUGUUGGCUUAAGUCACAAGGAAUUUACUUCAGUGCUAGAUUUCAGGAAAGCGUUUCAGAUAAAUGCUAUGCUGACCAGGGGGCAAAGAAAAUAUGUGAUCAGUGGUUGCUUCUUCCCAUGGGAAACAGAAGUUUAAAAUCCUUCUGUAUAAAAGGCUAAGCGUAUUCAAGACAACUCACUUCCUAUUCUGGUGUGCCUCCAGAGGGCACUGCUGUGGAGGGAAGCCCAGCUGAGGCAGCCAGACCUCCAGAGAGCGUGCUGUGGUGGGAAGCCCAGGCCGAGAUUAGGCAUGGAGCAGGUGGCAAUGCCCGCCCCCUGCCUUCACCCAGCUGAGAACAGGAGCGGUGCAGGUGGCAAUGCCCCCCUGCAUUCACCCAGCUGGGAUCAGGAGCGGAGCAGGUAGCAAUGCCCCCCCCUCAUUCACCCAGCUGGGAUCAAGAGUGGAGCAGGUAGCAAUGUCCCCCCAUUCACCCAGGUGGGAUCAGGAGGGGAGCAGGUGGCAAUGCUCACCCCCCGCCUUCACCCAGCUGGGAUCAGCAUCAGGCACAGAGCAAGUGGCAAUGCCCGCACCCCCUUCACUCGGCUGGGAUCAGGUGCAGAGGUGGUGGCCAUGCCCGCCCCCACUGCCUUCAUCUGGCCAGGAUCAGUGAUGGAGGAGGGGGGAAUGUUCGCCUGCCCACCCUCCCCUUUCUAGAGCUCGUUGUAUUUUUUCUCACAAUGGACUGUAUUACUAGUCAGAAUUCCCAUAUAGUUCACCCAUAAGUCCAUUUUAUCCUGCACAAAUAAUUUUAAUUCAAGGGCGCAACAAGCUGUUUCUAAUGGAUUUCCACUAAUGGGGGUGGGAGGUCUGGAAGAAGGACUUAGAUUUCCCAGGAAUGCCACUUUCCCCUCAGAAUUCACAAACAAGAAGGCAGCAAUAUUGCCAGUGUUAUGAACGUGCCUUUCCCUGAUUAAGAAAAAAGCAGAAGUUUCUUGACAGCCCUAUUCUUUGGAGUGUAAUACUCCCUAGACUGAGGGACAGACAAAAAGGAAUGUUUGCAGUUUGAUUUUGGAGUCUGAUAGCACUGGACAAGUGUGUGUGUGUUUUUUUUAAAGCUAGACUCAACAAAAAGUGGAUGCAUCCUUGGGGCACUGUUACUAUUUUUGACAACCUGAUGCAGGAUGAGCUGUUGUGCUGUGUACUGCAUUUGCUUUUUCCCAGUUCCUUAUUGGCAGUUCCUAGUUCCUUAUUCGCAAAACCAAAGAAAAAUAUUGUGGGGAAAUUGAAAAGCUCUGAACCCUAAAAUGAAGUUUGCAGGGGCACAUAUUAUACAUCUCCAGAUUCAGCAGACUCAGCCCUCUAAGUGGACCUAUACGGAGUCAUCCUGCAAAACCCAGAUGUUGAGUUAACAGCUUCAAAAUAGGGUGCACUCAGAACAAUUCAGUAAGAAGAAAGGGGCAACAGCUGCAGCAGAAAAAAACUUUGGAUCACCCCAAAUCACACAGCCCUGAACUCCAGAGACUGUCCCCUAAAAGAGGACAUGUGCUGGUACUGAUCCAGUCUCUAUUUCCGGAGCUGAGGACCCCUAUUUCAUCUUUCUCGCAGAACCUUGUAUUAGACAUUGCUGUGAAUAAGGAGAUGGGAAAUCCAAGAGGCCUCUGCACCACCAAAUAAUUUUUGGAUCACCCGAAAUCACACAGCCCUGAACUUAAGUGACUGUCCCCUACAAGAGGAUGUGUGCUGGUUCUGGGAUUCGGUUUCGUUUUCUCAGCCAUGUCGGACGCUCCUCUUCGCUGGCUCGAGAGGAAGCGGCCGAGCACGAUUAGCCCCCAAAACUCCCAGUGAGGGAGGCUGGGUCCAGGACGCUGCGGGAAGAGCCCCCCGGAAUCAAUGCGGGGGGUUAAUUGCCCGUUUGUCCCUACGGAGGCCGGUGGACGUGCGCGGCGCCUCGAGUGCUGCCGGGCCAUGAGAAACGGCAAAGAGCAGAACUAGGCGAGAGCCUACAAGUAAGCGAAUUCCUUCUGUUAUUACAAGCGUACGUGAAGGAGAGGUGAGAUCUGAAGCUAAGAAGGCUCACUCUUCCCCUUUGCUGAGUUUCAAAAUUUGGUUGGCGCCCCCCCCCCCCAAAUUGCAACAAAAAAACAAAGUCCUGCCCUUGGCAAGUCAGUUUCGGCUGCCUUAAAGGGAGAAUCGCUGGAGGAAAUAGUACGGAGGGCGGUUGGUGAAGCUAUAAAACCCUUUGUUGACAAGCUGAAUGAAACAGAUCAAAGGGUGGGCUUAAUUGAGAGCGAAGUGAAAACCAUCAAAGAAGCAGCGGGGGGGCAGAGAAGUCUGCUCGGGAAAGUGCGUCACUCGUGAAGGCUACGAAUAAAGAGCUUAAACUGGUGGAGAAUCAGUUGAUCGGGCUACAAGUGGAACGAACACAGACAAUUUUGCGCCUCCAGAAUGUGAAAGAGGAGGAAAACGAGGAUUUACGGGGUCUUGUCUCGGAACUAUUGGCAACACCCGUGAGGGCAACUAAAGAAGAAGUAAAAAGCGCCAUUUUGGAAGCCCGUCGGGCUACUUCAAAAUAUGCAAUGAAGCGUCAGUUGCCGCGCGAGAUCAUCAUCGAUUUUUCAUCUAAGAGGAUCCGGGACACUAUCCUAUACAAUUCAUACAAUGUGGAUUUGGACUUCUUGGGCAACAAAAUUAAGAUAUUGAAAGACGUCCCAUUUCUAGUUCGGAAAAGACGUUUUAAGUAUAAAAAGUUCGCAGCUCUUCUGAGAGAACGUGGAAUAAAGUACAAAUGGUUAUUCCCGGAAGGAAUCUGGUUCAGCCAUAAAGAUCAAGCCUUUAAGAUAUUAUCAGAAGAUCAACUAAGGGAUUUUGAGGACAGGAACCCAGAAUUCCAGUGCACCAAGCAAGACGAAAAGGAGAAGUCUGAGGGGGAGGGGGAGGAAAUGAGCACUGCGGCUGCAGCUGCUCAGAGAGAAUUGCGUCCGGGACCCAGGAGGGGAAGAAAAAUUUAACUUGAAAUUAAAUUGUAAUUUGCAUUUAGUAAGGUCAACCACUCCAUCAAUAUAAUAUAAAGCUUUAACUUUUGAAUAAUGACAGUAUGAAGGGAAAACAGAAAUGUAGUGUUUAGUGUUUGUAGGGCACCUUCCCCUUCUUUCCACCCUUCCCUCCCUCUCUCUUUUUUCUCUCUUUUUUCCCAUCCCUUGUGUUAUUGUAGUCUUUUGUAGUUACUGUUUUGUAGGGUAUG
This is a messenger RNA of Eublepharis macularius, 4964 nucleotides long. RefSeq names its product interleukin-1 receptor antagonist protein-like. The transcript is spliced from 5 exons. The coding region runs from base 109 to 552 and encodes 147 amino acids. Gene Ontology annotation, molecular function: cytokine activity; interleukin-1 receptor binding. Lineage: Eukaryota; Metazoa; Chordata; Lepidosauria; Squamata; Eublepharidae. Gene Ontology annotation, biological process: positive regulation of gene expression; cellular response to lipopolysaccharide; cytokine-mediated signaling pathway. The record is from RefSeq and is a predicted model, not a curated record.